AAUCAAGUCAAAAAGCACAGUGUCUUAGAAAACAUAAUUCAAUGAAAACAAUUGGUGAAUGGUGAUUAUUUUUAUAUAAGUCUGAAAUUGAAUGCAAUAGAUUUUGAAUUUUUAAAAAAAGUUGUAUAUACCAUACUUAAUAAAAGAAAAUAAAACUCCGCUCUAAAGCAUAAACGUUUCAAAAUUCGACUAAUACUUAACAUAUAUGUUAACUAAAGAAUCAAUUAUGAAUCGAGUUAAUUGGAUCAUUUUUAUUUCAUAUAAAGGAUUGUUAAUUCCAUUUUAAAAAUUUUUUAAAGGAGUAUAAAAAACUGUCAACUACUGCGUAUUCAACUAAAUAAAGGUGCAAUAAAUAAUUACUUUUUUAAGACCCGUAUUUUAACACUUAACGCCCAGUGUUUUAACAGUUAAAAUGUGGUUUUCAAAACCUGUUUUUCAAGAAUUUGUUGGAAAUUUAAAAAACACUUUUGAUGUAAUGUGCUCAAAAACAGAGGACAAAGAAGAAGAUGAGGGAAGUACAGAAUUUCUUUUAGAUGGAGAAAGUAUCCAAAAUCAAUCUACGCAUGCUAAAAAGGUAUCUAACAUCCAAACAUUUUGGAACAUAUUUAAUGCAAACCAAGGAGUAGUAAUUUUAUCAAUGCCUUUUGUAGUACUUUCAGGUACUUAUUUAAGUUUAAUGUUUACCGCUUUUGUUGCUAUAAUCUCCAACUACACAAGCAAAAAACUUGUUCGUUGUUUGUACGACACAGAUUCUGAAACAGGAAUUGAGGUGCGUACUCGAUCAUCAUAUGAAGAAAUAGGAGAAGCGUUUUAUGGGAACAUUGGUAAAUGGAUGGUAUACAUAGCAAUGCUUGUUGAACAACUUUCUUACUGCACGUUGUUGUUAAUACUCUGUGGAUCGAUUCUUCAUAGCUCAUUUCCAAACGCUCCAAUCCAAAAAUUUCAUUGGUCUUUGUUAGCAUUUGUCUUGGUCAUUCCAAACGCAUUUAUGAUGAAUUUAGGACAGGUUGCAUUUGUAAGUUUUUUAACUGUUGUGAUCGGACAAAUUGUAUAUGUUACUGUUGCAGUGUAUGCUGUAUAUAAAUCUGAUGACUGGAAAAUACAUGAAACUCCUAAUUGGAAUGUCGGACAGUUUUUUGUUUCCAUGGGAAUCGUUGUUGUAAGCUAUUCGUCGCAGCCUUAUAUGCCAGCUAUUGAAGGGAGCAUGAAAAAUAAAAAAGAUUAUGGGACAGUAAUGAAUUUAACUUACUUUUCUAUAACACUUGUUAAAGUAAUUUUUGGUUUGAUUGGUUAUUUAACUUUUAAAGAGGAAACAAAACAAGUCAUAACCAAUAACCUACCUCAUGGACCAUUUAAAAUUAUCAUCAACGUUUGUGUACUUACAUUGGCACUGCUUUCUUUCACAUUUCCUGCUUACACCGUGUUUGUCCUGUUUGAUAAGAUCAAUUUACAAAACAGAUGGGUGAAUGAAAAAGUUAACAAGUUAUUGUCUUCAAAUGUUUUAAAAAACCUGGCCGACAGUGAAGAAAAUAUUUUAAAUGCUUCUACUGUUGCAACAAAUGAAGAAAGUCCGAAAAAAAAAGAGACACCCAAGAUUUCAACUGAAAAUACUGCCCAAGAAAUGUCGAAAUGGAAGCGUGCAGUUAUAAGAUUAUCUUUAAUUGGAAUUGCAUUAGCGGUUGCCGUUUUAGUACCUCAUUUUGGUUUGUAUAUGAGUUUUGUUGGAAAUUUCACAGGAAUGUGUUUAUCUUUUAUUUUUCCUUGCUUGUUUCAUAUAAAGCUAAAAAAGCUUGAUAAAUUGGAAAUGAUUAUAGACGUUAUUAUUUUAAUUUUUGGAACUUUUUCAGCCGGAGCAGGAAUGUACUUUUCCACAAAAGCUUUAGUAGAUGCUUAUUCUGAAGCUGAUUAAAUCUAAAUGCAAAAAAUACUUUAUUUAAAUUCUAUGAUAUUAAUAACUUAAUAUCCAUAAACUAGUUAUAUGGACCGUUAAUACAGAAAAAACAUAAGUGUUGUAAAUCUUUAUACUAUUCUUACUGUUUUUUGUUACAUUGCUUUCAAAAAUUAAACUCAACUCCUGCAGCAAGUUAUCUUCUGUAUGCAGCUGCAAACUUCUUGAUAAACUAGUGCAAACUUAGACCUGUUGGACGGUUCCAGCCUGGCCGUCAUCAUCAGGAGAUUUAAAAAACUAUUUUAAGUUACUAUUUUUUAUGAAUUCCGCUAUUCCAAUACUUAAAUGCAAAACAAUUGAUUUUUUGGCAAAGUUUAAAAAACAACAAGUUAUUAAUGA
This is a messenger RNA of Hydra vulgaris (swiftwater hydra), 2287 nucleotides long. RefSeq names its product vesicular inhibitory amino acid transporter. Gene Ontology annotation, molecular function: L-amino acid transmembrane transporter activity. Gene Ontology annotation, biological process: amino acid transmembrane transport. NCBI's taxonomy places the organism in Eukaryota, Metazoa, Cnidaria, Hydrozoa, Anthoathecata, Hydridae. Gene Ontology annotation, cellular component: vacuolar membrane. The record is from RefSeq and is a predicted model, not a curated record.